Molecule: messenger RNA, 5083 nt
Organism: Cyprinus carpio (common carp)
Lineage: Eukaryota; Metazoa; Chordata; Actinopteri; Cypriniformes; Cyprinidae
Product: lysophospholipid acyltransferase 2-like
Exons: 13
Coding region: 257-1774 (505 amino acids)
Biological process (GO): lipid modification
Cellular component (GO): membrane
Molecular function (GO): acyltransferase activity
Source: RefSeq, a predicted model, not a curated record
GUGUGUGUGUGUCUGUUGAGCAGCAGUAGUUUGAUGUAAUGGAGGGGCUGGGCGAGUCAGUCCGCCUACACGGGCUUUGUGUUGAUGUUCAGGCGGUGCUACAGCGCUGACAGUCCGCGACAAGAGCAACACCAGAGAUCAGCAUUCCCAACACCCGACCCAUCCACCAUAGAGAGGGGGAGAGAGGGAGAGAAAGAGGACAGACAGACGGUGUUUUGGGCGAUCUGAUUGUGAGGGAGCGGAGCUGGACUGAAUCAUGGCCACUUCUACGUCUUGCACAGGCUCCACGCUGCUGCAGCCAAUUAGUCAGAUUAUUGAUCUGCCACUGGACCAGGUGAACUUUGUUGUAUGCCAGCUCUUCGCCCUGGUCACGGCCUUCUGGUUCAGACUCUACCUGCACCCUAGCAAGACGAGUCCCUUCAUCCGGCAUGUAGUCGCCACCCUCCUGGGCUUCUACUUGGCCCUCUUCUGCUUUGGCUGGUAUGCCUUACACUUUCUGGUACAGAGCGGUCUUGCUUACGGCGUUAUGAUCUUCACAGGUGUAGAACACAUGCACAAAUACUGCUUUGUGGUUACACUGGGAUAUCUCAGCUUCUGCCAGGUCACAAGAGCAUAUGUCUCUCACACAUACCCACACUUUCCUUUUUCCUUUCCUCUCUCCAGGCCCAUGAUGGUCAUCACACAGAAGAUCACAAGUUUGGCGUUUGAGAUCCAUGAUGGUUUGAUGAAGAGGGAGGAGCAUCUAAAGCCCAGUCAGAAGUAUCUUGCAGUCAGGAAGAUGCCCAGUCUGCUGGAGUAUCUGAGUUAUAACUGUAACUUUAUGGGGAUCUUGGCCGGCCCAACCUGUUCCUAUAAUGAUUACAUAGCCUUUAUAGAAGGCCGAUGGUAUGAGCCCAAGCAUCUGGAGUCAAACGGCAAGGAGAACGGGAAAUUCAAACAGAGUGACCCUUCACCAAAGAGGGAUGUGAUCCAGAAAGUGUGCACGUGUGCUCUGGCACUAAUGGUUUAUUUGGUGAUCUACACCAUCUGCCCUACGGACCGUGUCAUCGACGACACCUUCAUGGCCUCCAACCCUUUCUACAUCCAGGUCUUGUACCUCUACAUCUCCAUGUUGGCUUUACGCCCCAAAUACUACUUUGUAUGGACGUUAGCCGAUGCCAUCAACAAUGCGGCUGGUUUUGGGUUUAAUGGCUAUAACGCAGAUGGCACCCCAAAAUGGGACAGAAUAUCAAACUUAAGAAUACUUAAUAUUGAGUUUGCCACCAGCUUCAAGAUGUUCUUGGAUAACUGGAACAUACAGACAGCACUGUGGUUGAAAAGAGUGUGUUAUGAGCGCUGCCCGUACAAUCCGACUGCGGCCACAUUCCUCCUCUCAGCCAUCUGGCACGGAGUUUACCCAGGCUAUUACCUGACCUUCAUCACAGGCAUUGUUGUAACAAUGGCAGCACGGGCAGUAAGACACAAUGUGCGGCAACAUUUCCUGGGCUCAGCCACGCUCAAGCUCAUCUAUGAUGUGAUCACGUGGUUCAGCACGCAGAUGGCCAUUUGUUACACUGUUGUGCCAUUUGUACUGCUGGCAGUGGGGCCUUCACUGAAGUUUUAUAGCUCGUGGUACUGCUGCAUUCACCUGAUCUGCUUGUUGCUGGUGCUGGUUCUUCCUGUGAAGUCCAGACGCACGAAACAACAGGAACAGCCGAGCAGCAUUCACGCCAGCGAACAGAACUGUCUCUCCUCUCCUGACAACAACUGCAGCCAGAAGCAGAAAGCCACAUGAGGGCAGGAAGGGCUGCUCGACCCGCACACAGCACUGUGAGGAACUCUGAUAUCAAUACUGAGAGACAAAGAGCGGCCGUUUCCUCCCUCGGAUCCAGCGACACUGACAGUGACAUUAACAAGGGAUAAACUCCAGCAACAAUACAGCGAAAAGACACGGUUAACCCUAUAGUUGCCCUGUUGGAGAUGGGUUUUAAACAGGAAAUCUUCAUAGGAUCAUAUGAAAUUGGAGUGAUUGAUUAUGUCAGAUUGUAUCAGUUAAUCUGAAGUUGCCUUAAACCCUCCAUAUAUUUAGGGCCUGAAGCCUCAUAUGGGGAUCGUGUUACAUAGGAACGGACCAGUCAUUGUUGGCUCAUAGAUUCACUACAUUAGUGCGGGAAGUCUAGCACUGGUAUCGGCUUCUGCCAUUGUCAGUUAAACAAAGUAACCUCUCUGUUAGUUCUUCUCAAAGGAAACGUGUGCGGUAAAUGAAAAGAAACAAGUCCAGUUGCGUGUUGCCAAACUUAUAGGCCUUAGGUUCUUAUCUCCUGCCAUUGCUUCAUCUUUAUUCUUGUUUUAUUUCUGUGGUUUUCUAGUAGGUUCAUAUCUGCUGCUUUCUACGGGUGUGUCUUGUUUUUGCUCUAUUUUUUUUUUUUUUCGGUGAUUUUUGUUUAGUUUUAAUUAAGGGCUUUUGGUUGGAUUAAGGGUUGUAUUGAUGCUAUUUUUAAUGGGUUGUAGGUUUCCUCAGGGCACACAUGUUUCAGAUCAUUUUAGAUGUUUCUCUACCAUCUAUGUUUCUCCCAUAACAUAGAGCCCAUCUGGAGAAAACAGAAGACAGUUCGAUAAUACCACAGCUUGUUUGUGUUUUUAUUACAGAUGUAAAUGGUAAGUGCAAUAUCUGUAUUGUUUCCAUAGGUGCAUGUUAAGUGAAAGGAUCACAUUAGUUUUGCGAACAGUGCAAAUGCUCUCAUCACAUCAAUAAUUGUGUAGAGGUUCAAGUACACUACCAGCUAAAAGUUUGGACAAAUCAGAUUUGUUUCUCUUGAUCUUAAAAACCUGUUGACCUAAAGGCGAAUGCUUGAAAUGAGGAAACAUGAAUAUAAAUUGUGCCAACAUAGUAAUUCCUUAAAACUAAAAUAUAUAGUUUUAAUAGUAUUUUUUUGUUUGCUUUGUUUUAUUUUGUUUGUCUCACAUAGUGAGGGAAAAACAGCCAACAGCAGUGUUUGGGAACUAAAUAAUUCCCAUAUUUCCAUUUGUUAUUUUAUAGUUUUGAUGACUGUAUUAUUCUAACCUGUGGAAAGCUGUAAUAAUAAAGCAUGAAGUCUUGACUCUUUACUGGUAGUGUACUGUAUACGCAGUACUCAGAUGCAUGCAGUUUCAAAUUUUACUUAUUUUUUUUUUUCUAUAAAUACAUCAAAACUCUUAGGCCCUAAAGAAACCUUUAAGUUGCGUGAUUUCCUAUAAGAUUUUUUUCUUGAACAUUGAUCCUCUGAAAGGCAUCAUAGUGCCUCGCUCAAUCAUCUGGAAAAUCAGACCUCAUCAUAUUCCCCAAGAAUCUACUUUUUGAUAUGUGUAUUAUUAUUUUCUUCCAAACAUUUUAACCCUCGGUCAAAGAGACUAGAUGUUAGUUUUUCAUUUGUUAAUGAAGGGCUGAAGGGACUAAAGCAUUUACCAAAGUGAGUCUCACUGAAUUCUUGUUAACCAAGCAUUUUCAAUAACAAGAAAAAGUUAUUCUUGGGCGUGAAAUAGACCAGCCUUCAUUUGGAGAAAACUCUCUGAACCAGCCCGCUGGGAUUUCAUAAGCACACUUCUCUAAAGUCUUAUUGUAUUUGGACUCCAGAAAUGUAAAACCAUGAUGAAAUACAGCCCUGUACCAAUAGUUUUAGCAACUGCAAAACCAAAAGGAGGAUUAAUAAGUCUGCACUUCUGCUGGUAACAGUCUAGAUAUAUACCGUAUAAUUUGUCUUUUUGCCCUCUUUGUCUCUUUUUCUUAAAAAGGUUUAGCUUAAGGAAUGAAUUGUUUUAACUGCCCAAAGCCAAUGUCCCUCAGUAACCAGUGUACUAACUAGCACCUCAAUGCAAAACAAAAUGUCCAAAGUGCCAAAUCACAUGAGGUGCACAAAAGAUCACUUUAUUUGUACAGGUUUACAACAGGGUGAGAGGUUUGUACUUUAAAAACAAACAAAAAAACAAGUGAUUUAUAUGGUCUUAAACUGACAUUAUUUUUACCUACUGAGAUGUUGGGAGGAAUCACUCCCUCCAUAUUUGCACUUUUGGUAGGAAUGAGUCGGGGUAGUGCUAUCGUAGAAAAACUGCCGAAGCAAUGCAAGAAACCUCAGUGCUACUCAACAGUUAGAGUACGUGCUUAACAGAAGUUAAACAGAUGAAUUUGCCCAAAAUGUUAAAUUCAUUGUAGCAACAAAGGAAAAUCAGGAUGGUGUUCCAGUGCUAUACAGUAGGUAUAUUUUGUAAACAGGCUCCAUCCAUAGAAAGACGUUAAAUGUGUGUUCAUUGCUGUAUAUGUGUAAACAUCGUCUCUUUGUUCAGAUAUUGUUCAGUUAAAUACAGCCUAACAUAUUUUUGUUAGGGCUGAAGUAAUAGUGAAGGCACAUAUCAGCCUAAUUUAUCUGUAAAAUUUCGGUUCAGUCAUUUAUUUUCAUACCGUUUCCAACUUCUGAUUCUGCAAAGAAUGACCUAAAGCUGUGUGAAACUGUGUUGACUACUGUAAUGUUUUUUUUUUUUUUUUUAUAGUGCAUUUGUUGUCCACCAUCCACCUCAGUUCUGUUGUUUGUCAUUGUCUUGUUGGUCUUUAAUGGCCAUUCAAAAUAAGUGAUUGUGGCCCUAGUUAACAAGCAAACCACCUUAACUGGUUGCUAAAGCUUUCCAGAUGUUGCACAGAAUUGUUUAAGUUUUCCAUUGUAACUCCUACUGACUGGUUGUGAUGUUGCAUAACCUGGCAGUGUACAGCAAACCUAAAGAUGUUAUUGAAAUGUAAUAUGUUUAUGAAGAGAUACAGGAAAAGUAAUACCUAACAUGUUAGCUACUUCAAUAUAAAUACAUUUACCGAUAUCCAUUAUAAAACACAAGGUUGUCUGUGCAAAUGCUUUUGGAUUGAGAACUGUCUAGAGGAGAACAAACACUGUCUCCUCUAUUUAUUUUCUGUAAUAAUCAUAGAGAUGUGAUACUUAUCCAGCAUUUGAAAUGUUUGACGAGUGACUGAGUGCUCUGAAGUUGCUCUGAAGUGAUUUUUCCCUUUGAAUAAAGGAUUUGAUAUUAAAGGGAUAGUUCACCCAAAAAUUAAAAUUACCCCAUGAUUUACUCAUCCUCAAGG